Symbiodinium necroappetens is the source of this 371-nucleotide messenger RNA. The record is from the annotation of a GenBank genome assembly. Lineage: Eukaryota; Dinophyceae; Suessiales; Symbiodiniaceae.
AAAUCGACUGGACCUCCGAUGUCUAUGGCAAGCUCCCCACCCAGCCUCCUCUCCAGGUGCUCAAGGCGAUCAACACGAUGUUGAAGAUGGGUGCGUCCAUGGACUCCGCAGCUCUGAAAUCGGGUGCUCUGGCUCACAGCCAGGCCAUUGCCCACAUGGACUCCAAGGGUGUUGCGACUCUGGCCGAUUACACUGCCAUUAAUGCAGCUAUCGGGCACAUGAUCGCCUCGGUGCCAGCAUCCCAAACCAUGGACGUGUACAAUGCUUUCGCCAAGUUCAACCUUGGCAAGGAUGUAAAUGCGGAGGAUGCCAAGGCAGCUUACCAGGCAUUGAUGGACUUCAAGGAUGUGGUCAAGGCGUCCCAGCGCUGA